GAGCCGUAACGACCGACUGCGAGAGCGGUAGUGGGGGAAGCAGUAUGACGCAGAUGCGCGUCUACGGUCGAUCGGGUAACAUGAGGGAACGGUUAGUGCCGCAUGAAACUUCGCGUUAGAGAGGCUCACGUCAAGCUACCGGUGUCUGGAACGGUUCCACCAAGGCCUCACUCUCGAGCCGGAACGAGAUCCACCGAGAAUUCGUCCGAGAAGGGAUACACAAUAGCUCGCGAAAAGCGGAAAAACGAUUCAUAGUACUGGGGAAAUCGACCAAUUAGGAUUAAAUUUAUACACUGCAAUAUCACCUAACCAAACAAUAAAACUUAACUAAAAGACCCGUAAAAAAGAAAGAGAUUUAAAUAAAAGAGAAAGAAGGAAAGAACAGACUUACAGUGCGCUUUAUAGAUGACCGCUUGAACGAUUGCGAUUAGUAUCGAAAGACUGUCGUAUUGUCGCAAGACUUGUGAUUUUCAUAUUUCUCACAAUGCCGUUCACGUUAACGGACGCGAUAGUGAGCCAGCAGAUAAAUGAGCGCCUCUCCAGCAUUUACAAUCUCUUGCGCGAGAUAGACGUGCACCGCAAUCGCUCCGAGUUCAACCUGAACAAUAUCAUGAAGACCCACGAGAAGGUCACGCCGGACGACAAGGUGUCCCUUUAUUAUCAGCAGAAACUGAAGAACUUGUACAACGCCGCGAUAGCCGACGCCCAGCAGGAAGAGGACGUGCUGCGCAAGACCCUCGACAAGAUCAACGAGAUACGCGUCAUAAGGAACGAAUUUCGCAUUCAGUUGAAGAACACCGGCAACAAGGAGACCACCAGACGCGGUGCGCUGAUGAAGAUGUUGCUGAGUACCGCCCAGACCUUGCCUCUUUACGUGGGGAAGACGCCCGGUGCCAAGCCUCCGCCUCUGUGCGGCGCAAUACCAGCCGAACCGUCGUACAUCGCGAAGAUGGGCGACAUGGUAGCCGCCUUGGCCAAACCGGGUUCCGAUCAAGACGAGGAGAACUGGAUACUCGCGGAGGUUGUGCAAUUCAAUCCCGCCACGAACAAGUACGAGGUCGACGAUAUCGACGAGGAGCAGAAGGUCCGUCAUACGUUGUCGCGAAGACGAGUGGUGCCGUUACCACUGAUGAGAGCGAACCCCGAGACCGACCCGCACGCCUUAUUUCCGAAAGGCUCCGUCGUAAUGGCCUUGUACCCGCAAACGACCUGCUUUUACAAGGCGAUCGUGAUUCAACUGCCGACCACUGCCGCGGAGGAAUACCAGAUGCUGUUUGAGGACGUCGAGUAUAGUGACGGCUACUCGCCGCCGUUCAAUGUUGCACAGCGCUUUGUGAUCUCCAUCAAAGAGGGCAAGAAGAACAAGAGCUAAUUGUCGAUGAACAGUAUUAUUUGCGAACCGUUAUAAGUAACUCUUCGCACAUUGAUAGAAAAUUAUAAUUAUUUCCGGCCCCGAUAAUAUUCUUUUCUUAUGUUAACCACAAAAAUAGUCAGUAGAACCAGUUUUUCUAGUAAGUAUUAGCGCCAGUGAUAAUAACUUUACAUGCAUAUUGUUACUACUAUUUUUGCGCUUAGAAUAAAAAAAGGUAUAGUUGGAUUAAAAGUAACUAUAAUUUUCUAUCAGUGCAGUGUACAGGCUAAGUUAGACUGAUAGAUUGUAAGGAAACAAUGACGUUAUCGACGACGACGAUUUGCGUAUGUAAUAUACAAGGAUUUUUCUUAAAAUUCCGAUGAAAUUUCUUUGACGCCACAAACCUUUGAUCCCAGCGUUAAUUAUAUUAAUCUAAAUAAAGGUACAUGAUAAUACAUUUACCUAAAAGCGUAAAUAAUAAAUUAUCAAUCGGGCUCCUCAGAAAUUAUAUUAACGAGCUCGCGUACAACUGCUCUCAAUGAUUGCGAUAAAUCAACGCAAUGGUCUUAUCGCGCAGACUGUCGUUAGGAUUAAUUCCGAGCGUUAGCCGAGAAAAAUAGGCACGUACUGACAGUUAAGAUCCCAUUUCCGCGGUGCUGUCCGUCAUCUGGGUAAUUGACGUAGAUUAUAGGACGAUAAUAGCGGUAUCCUUAUGUACGCGGGUGGAGGACCUGAACCUGGGCUCCGCUGACCUUUCGCGGAAUCGGUUCUCCGUGACUGUCCGAGUAAUUUCUUCCUAUACGGAAUAAAUCUUUUCCUCCACGCGCCCACGUCACGAACGCGAGACAGAGAUGGGUAGAAUGAGAAAAGGGGAUAAAGGGAAGGUAAAGGGAGGGAAAUAGAGAUAGAUAGAAUGAGUGAGUGGGUGUGUGAGAGAGAGAGCGAAAUAAAGCGAGAGCGGAAGCCCGAAGCCGCGAGUACGAGAGCAGUUCGAAAAAGAUAGAGGACGAAAGAGAGGGAGUACCGCGCAAUAAUUGAUUCCAUAAUCGGCGGCUGCCGCCAGACAUCAAAGCAACUCCGGUAUCCCGAGCCGAACCCCCAGCAGACCGGCCCAGCUAGCCAAUCCUCAUUCAUUAUUUAACUUAACUACCCCCGCAUCAGGGGAGUCAUAAAAAAGUACUUUGAUUCAGCACACGUUGCGGACAUGGUGUUUGCGCCAUUUUCCUCGAAAUUAAUCCUGGAAAUUUUUCAUUGAUUUCUGGUGGUCGUUCGGAUGGAGCUCGUUGAAUAACGCGUACCGGGAGCUUUUAUUGAAAAGCGGGGCUGGAUCUGUCGCACGAGCGAAAUAUUGUGCGUAAUAAUUAAGGACCGAGAGAAAACACACGGGCUUUUGAAUAGCCUUUGUAGAGUGUGUUCAUUGCAGAAGAAACCUACACGUCGCAUGUGCACGAUUGUGUUCCAUUUUUCUGUGUAAGCAAUUCGAUAAAUAAAGUGGAAAACGAAAAAGAAAAAAAGUACGCAUAUACAUAUAGGGUGUUAACAAAUUAGAGCGACAAACUUUGA
This is a messenger RNA of Dinoponera quadriceps, 2914 nucleotides long. It is a transcript of the gene Sgf29, whose product is annotated as SAGA-associated factor 29 homolog. The transcript is spliced from 2 exons. The record is from RefSeq and is a predicted model, not a curated record. NCBI's taxonomy places the organism in Eukaryota, Metazoa, Arthropoda, Insecta, Hymenoptera, Formicidae. The coding region runs from base 485 to 1372 and encodes 295 amino acids. Gene Ontology annotation, cellular component: SAGA complex.